AUGGCGGUACUGAGCUUCUCGCUCACUCCCGAGGCCACUGGGCGAGUGUAUGAGCUGUUGAUCUGCCUGGCCAAGUUCGGCGAAACAGUCUCUUUGGAAGCGAGGAGCGAAAAGCUAACUCUUACCGCACUGAACCUGUCGAGGACGGCGUACGCAUCUUUCUCUCUGGAUGCGAGGCAAUUCUUCAUCAGCUACGACUUCAAUGCCAACAAUGCUGCGAGCGCUGGUGACAGAUUCACAUGCCAGCUCUACAACAAGGCUCUGCAGUCAGUAUUCAAAGGCCGGACGAACGAGCGAGGUAGAGAAACCGCGGUCGAGCAGUGUGAUGUCUCCAUCCAAGACCAGCCGGACAAGACAGCAUGCCGGCUUAUCGUUAAGAUGCUAUCUAAGCAUGGUAUGACCAAGACAUACCGCUUGACAUACGAAUCUGUGGAGGUCAUGCAUGCACUCUUCGACAAGACAGCUGCUACUCAAGGGUGGCGAGUAUCCUCCCGAGUGCUUCGAGAGUACAUCGAGUACUUUGGUCCCAAGACGGAGCAGCUUGAUCUCGUGGCGCAAGACGGGAAAGCCGUGUUUACAAGCUUCACGCAGAAGAUUCAGGACGGCAAAGAAGUCCUCAAGCAGCCACUCGAGACGGCCAUUUCCAUCCACACUGAAGACUUUGAAGACUUCCACAUGCAAGAGGGCAUGCAUAUUGUCAUCAGCGUCAAGGACUUCCGCGCCAUUGUCACCCAUGCCGAGACACUCAAAAAUCCCAUCACGGCCUCGUUCUCCUAUCCAACCCGACCUCUGCAGUUCAGCUACCAGAACUUCGGCAUCCAUUCCGAGUUCACACUGAUGACAACUGGCGAUCACCGUGGCACAUCGUCGACGCCGAAUCCGAAAUUCGUCUCUACCAGGAGCAUCUCAAGACAGCCGUCUGUCGUUUCACUGCAGGGUAACAGCAGAGCUGCAUCUGAGAUGCCACCUCCGGCGAGGCCAAGCGCUGGUAAACCAUUCUCUAGCCAAAGCCAACGCCCUUCACUCAGAGAGCAAGUCCGGCCGACAUCAGCAGCCCAGGACGAUGAUGAUCCUGAUCCUGACAGCUUGUUCCUUCCGAAAAACGGUGGCGAUGACGACCAGACUUGGGACCCGCCAAAUUACGAGCAGGAAGAGGAGGACGAGAUGCUCGGCUGGGAUGCAAGCAACGAGAACCUGGGCAGUUUCCGUCCGACCAUUCGGGACGUGAAUAAGGCGCGACCGCCGCCGAGGAACGUCCGAGACACUGUGAGCAGCCAAGAUGAAGGCCUAGAACCAACACAGCGCCUCUCUCAGUUGCGUGGCAUGUUCGACUAG
This is a messenger RNA of Zasmidium cellare ATCC 36951, 1335 nucleotides long. RefSeq lists its product as uncharacterized. Gene Ontology annotation, cellular component: checkpoint clamp complex. The transcript is spliced from 6 exons. The record is from RefSeq and is a predicted model, not a curated record. Lineage: Eukaryota; Fungi; Ascomycota; Dothideomycetes; Mycosphaerellales; Mycosphaerellaceae. Gene Ontology annotation, biological process: cellular response to ionizing radiation; DNA repair; DNA replication checkpoint signaling. Bases 1 to 1335 code for a protein of 444 amino acids.